Messenger RNA from Orbicella faveolata, 1721 nucleotides. Its product is annotated as ras-related protein Rab-34-like. The record is from RefSeq and is a predicted model, not a curated record. Lineage: Eukaryota; Metazoa; Cnidaria; Anthozoa; Scleractinia; Merulinidae. Gene Ontology annotation, molecular function: GTP binding; GTPase activity.
UUCAGAUUAAUUAAAAAUGGCGGGCCGGAAAAGUUUCUAUACAUAAAUGCUAUGAUCAUUCAUGUCUUAACGUCUUUCUUCUCUGUUCAAAUUUAUAAUCUUUCAUAGGCCGGGUCACUUUCAAGAGGAAAAUGUAAGAUUUCAAGAAGGUCCAAGAACAAGUUGCUGGAAAAAUUGGUAUUCCUGUGAUUCCCCGACCCAGGUCUCUAGUGGGUCAUCUUCCAGGGCCGCCAUCAUAAGCGGAUAUUAAUUUUUGUGGGAACUUUUUUCGACAGUUUAAACCUUGAGUAAGCUUACUUCUGCUGUUUUCUCUGGCGAAGUCGAAACAAGUAUAUGUCGUCUCUAGGAGCAACUUUGCAGUCGGACUUUAUAUAGAUCUGAGGUGAUUUUCGAUCGGUAAACAUUGAAGCCGGCAAAUCAAGCUUACCAUGAGCAAGGCGGAAAGAGAUCGAUUGAUCAAUGAGCUUCCAAAGUUCUACACAGCCGAUGCAGCUCCAAGACAAGCUCUUAAUUUUCAUCCUAAAACAAGGGAUGCAUGUUCUACAGGAAACACUGGCAAUAUAUCUUUAAAGGUAGCCAAGUCAAUAGUUGUUGGUGACAGUGCUGUGGGCAAAACAUGUCUAGUUAACAGAUACUGUCGCAAUUUGUUUGACAGAGACUACAAAGCAACCAUUGGUGUGGACUUUGAGGUUGAGCGAUUCAUGAUUCUUGAUCAAGAGUUCAACAUGCAGAUCUGGGAUACAGCUGGCCAAGAGAGAUUCAAAUGCAUGGCUGCAUCUUACUACAGGGGAGCUCAUGUGGUAAUUUUGGUGUUUGACCUGACAAAUAUCAAGUCCCUUCACAGUACAAAACAAUGGCUGGAAGAGGCUUUGGAACAAAACACAACAACAUGUCCUGAAAUUUUCCUUGUAGGCUCCAAGAAGGAUCUCUGUAAAGACACUAACUUCUCACAGAUGGAGAUGAGUGCCUUAAAAGUAGCAGAAGACAUCAAUGCAGAAUACUGGAGUGUUUCAUCCAAAUCAGGUGAGAAUGUCACAGAGCUUUUCCGUCGUAUAGCAGCCAUAACAUUUGAACAAGCAAUCCUUCGUGAACUAGAGACUCACGGAAAAAGAACUGGAGGACCGCAGAUUGGCAGUGGAGGUGUUUUGAGAGUGGAGAAGAGAAAAAAAGAAGAAGAAGAAAAAGAAAGGCGACAAAGAUCGAAGUGCUGUGGGGGUCGUGGGCAUUAGUCCCUUGAUGGGAAAUUCCACGCAUGUGCGGCAGAACGGUGCAGCUGGUCUGUUAUAUCAGGGGCGCGGACAUCCGUCUGAAACUUAAUUUGUGAAAAUGCAAGCUAAACGACUUGGAGAUGAGACAUGAUGAAGAUACAAGAAUGUGGCAUUCUUAAUCAUUUCUGAUUACGUUAUAACCGUGAACUACCGUCUUUACCAUAUCGUAAGCCUGUAUUUUUUCUUGCAGUGGUUCGAAUGGUACAGUCGAAGUCUUCGCGAGUAUUCGUGAGUACCCGCUGUAUUUUCUGACUGACUGAUGGAAAAAGCUUCUUGCAAAUCAUGAUCCCUCAAAUUAUAAAUUAACGAAUUCAAAAAAUGGCAUUGAUAAUUAUUUUUAUGGAAAAAAACAAGCCUAUAUAGUGAUGUAUAAUGUAUUUUAAUGGUGUCAACUGGGCACAGACACCGACGUGUGAAUAUAUUUUAUAAAAAUAAAAGAGUGAUAUUUUGUUA